AUGAAUGCCUUUCUCAAAGAUUCUGAAGGGAAACAAAACGAUCAUUACAUGGUGGAGGCGCUAAUCAACCAAAUCAGAGACACUGUUUAUGAGGCUGAGGAUGUCAUAAACACAUACACGGCUCACCUUAUAAAGCAACAGAGGAGGAAGCUGCUGAAAUGUCGGAGAAAUGUUGAGGAAGAAGAUGUAGUGGGCUUUGGCGAUGACACAACAAAAUUGGUCAAUCAGCUCACUGAUGAAGGGAGAUUGCAACGCGAGGUAAUUUCAAUUAUUGGGAUGGGUGGGUUGGGAAAAACCACACUUACUAGAAAAAUUUAUAACAACGCUUAUAUCAAGAAUCACUUUCAUUGUUGUGCACGGGUUAAUGUAUAUCAAGAAUACACAACCAGAGUAUUGCUUCUUGGUAUAUUAAAGCGUUUGGUUCAAAUAUCAGACGCAAUAUAUAAAAUGUCUGAUGAAGAACUUAAAGUCCCAUUACGUGACAAUUUGAAAGGAAAGAGGUAUUUUAUUGUGAUGGAUGAUGUGUGGGAACCUCGAUUUUGGGAUGAGAUAAAAGCAUGUUUUCCCAACGACUUAAACGGAAGCAGGAUAUUAAUCACCAGUCGGGAAAAAGAAGUUGCUUCGCAUGCUAGCUCAACUCCACCUUAUUUCUUACCAUUUCUUGAUAAGGAUAUGAGUUGGGAACUCUUGUGCAAGAAGGUGUUCCGAGGAGAAAAAUGUCCCUCAAAUCUGGAAAGUCUUGGGAGGACACUUGCAGAAAGUUGUAAAGGUCUACCACUUUCUAUUGUUGUAUUAGGUGGUAUUCUAGCAAACAAGGAGAAAUCAUACCGAAUAUGGUACGAUUUCAUUGGCAAGGUCAAUUGGUUCCUCAUGGAGGAUAAAAAGCGUUGUUCAGAUAUUCUUGCUCUGAGCUACAACCACUUGCCACGUAAAUUGAGACUAUGCUUCCUAUAUGUCGGUGUCUUCCGCAAAGAUUAUGUGAUCCCUACUGCAACAUUAACUCAACUGUGGGUGGCAGAGGGACUCAUAUCCAUUCAAAAUGACAGGAGAAAUAUAAAUGAUUUUGAUAUUGCAGAAUACUAUUUGGAGGAGCUCAUUGAUCAAAGUUUGAUCCAGGUAGCAAGCAGGAGAAGCGAUGGAGGUGUGAAGACAUGUCGUAUCCAUGAUUUCCUGAGAGAUAUGUGCAUAAAAAUGAGCAUUCAAGAGACAUUUUACGAGCUUCAUGUGAAUAUUGCUGGUCUACGUUCAUCAAAUAGCAACCCUCGAAGACUUUCCAUGCAAGGUCAAGAGUCUUUACAUUAUCUGCAAAUCUUGAAAUUGGAAGAUGUCAAGUUGGGACAAGUUUUGGAUUAUUUGUACCCAUCAAAACUUACCAACAUAACAUUUGUGUCAUGCAAAUCCUUGGAUUCUAAUGACAUGAAAGUUCUUGGAAAACUUGCCAACUUAAGGAUCCUAAAGAUUAGAGUAUGUGAUAUGGAAUGGUCUCGGCUAUAUAUCAUGGCGGGUGGAUUUUCACAGUUGGAAGUAUUUAAAAUGAUUGAUUUAAACAUUGAAACGUGGGAGCUAGAGGAACAUGCAGUGUGGAACCUUCAGCAUUUGACCAUUGAAGGAUGGGAGAAUUUGAGAAAUCUUCCAGAUGAACUCUGGAGCUUGGCUAACCUCAGAAUGGUAGAGGUAUUGGAGAUACAAACAGAUUUGAAAGAGAAGCUGAUGAAAGAAUUAGAGGUGAAUGAUGGAUGCAAACUCAUAAUAAAUUGA
This is a messenger RNA of Ziziphus jujuba (common jujube), 1758 nucleotides long. Its product is annotated as disease resistance protein RPP13. Gene Ontology annotation, molecular function: ADP binding. The record is from RefSeq and is a predicted model, not a curated record. The coding region runs from base 1 to 1758 and encodes 585 amino acids. The transcript is spliced from 3 exons. NCBI's taxonomy places the organism in Eukaryota, Viridiplantae, Streptophyta, Magnoliopsida, Rosales, Rhamnaceae. Gene Ontology annotation, biological process: defense response to other organism.